CACUGCUCGUAUGCCUUCGUGUCAUGGCACCAUCAAACCUCACAGCUGGUGAUAAUCAAGAUCUAUGGAAAGUAAGUCAUCGGGCAAGGGUUGCCGGUCGCUAACCUUGCCACUCUGAAUCUUCAAGGGCUGCACUGCCUAACCUUACUCGAGGGUGCGUUAAUACAAUUCUAAUUUGUCGUCGACAUCAAGGCGGUACGACGUUCUCACUGGCACGGCACGAUCAAACCAUCCUGGCAAGCGAUUGGGGAUCACUGUAGUCAAGGCGAGGAGGUAUAAGGGGCAGACGACUCGUGGUUGAUCAGUCGACGCCCUCUGUCACCACAAGAACCAUGGCGCGGACUACGAGCUUGUUUCCAGCUGGUGUGAUAAUUGUUGCCGGUCAGGCACUUGGAUCGUCCGCGACAGCUCGCAACGCGGGGGUAGCAUGGUUCUCGUGCGGCGACUUCGACCCUCAAUACAGCGCUGGGGAUGCCCAGAACAUCACAUGCGGAUAUUACGAAGUGCCCCUCGACUACGCUGACGAGACCGUGGGCACUGCGAAGCUUGCCGUGGUCAAGUAUCCCGCCACGGGGGAGCGCGUCGGCACCCUGUUCGUCAACCCUGGCGGCCCAGGUAACUCAGGCGUGGCGUUUGUCGUCGAGUACGGCGCGAACCUCAGUGCCAUAACGGGCGGCAACUACGACCUCGUCUCCUGGGACCCUCGCGGGUCCGAUGGCUUCACCGAUCCAGGACCUCCUACGUGCUUCAACAGCGCUGCUGAGUACUACGAGUACUACAAUGGUACCCUCCAGGUAACCGGUAUAGACAUCAAGGGCAACCUCAGCGACGGCGACCAGGUAGCCGAGCUUUACUCGCAUGUAGGCGAGAUGGAGGCGAAGCUCAAGGGCGAAGGACAGCGGUGCGCAGCGGGCAAGAAUGGGGAUACGCUGCAUUAUAUCGGGACGGCGGCUACGGCACGCGAUCUCGUGUCUCUUGCGGACUACUUGGAACCUGGUGUGCAAGGGAUCAACUACUGGGGUGUCUCGUACGGGACGAUGCUUGGGAUUACCUUCGUGAACAUGUUUCCUGAGCGCGUUGGGCGUGUCGUCCUCGAUGGCUGCAUGGAUCCUAUCCUCUACAUGACCGAACCCAGUACUCAAUACUUCCUCAAUAGCCUCGAAUCCAGUGACGAGACCUUCGCUGGGUUUACCGCCGCUUGCGCUAUGGCCGGAAAGGCAGGCUGUCCGCUCGUUAAGAACGACAAUGACACGGCCGCGGAUAUCGAGCAACAUUUCCAAGACAUGCUUGAUCUCGCUCACAACCUCACAAUCGGAGGCGCCGACAUGAGCCAGGUGCCCACGUCUGCCGAGGCGCGCGUCAACCUCUACAACACGUUGCAAUUGACGCAAACUUGGUCCUCCGCCGCCGGCCUCCUCCACGACUGGGGUCUCGCGCUUGAGGCGCUCGCUGCCAACGAGAGCGUACCAGCAGAGAUCGCGGCGGAGCUCUCGUCGAUGAAGACCAACUUCAGUGUGGUACCGUCGCAUGCGAACGAGGCGAUACUCUGCAGCGACGUCGUCGACGCGGGCAACAUGACGAUGCGGGAUGGGUUCGAUGCAAUCGUGUCAGCGUCGGAGAACGUGUCACCUUUGUUCGGGCCGCAGUGGGGUAAUUCUGGGAAUGCGUGCUUCGCCUGGCCGGUGCGCGCUGUCGAGCGCUACACGGGCCCGUGGGACAACAAGCCUAAGAAUCCGGUUCUUAUCAUAGGGAAUACGGCCGAUCCGAUCACGCCAUUCAAGAACGCACAGCUCAUGGCCGACUUACUUGGAGACAGUGCCGUUCUUGUGAGACAGGACGGGCUUGGUCAUACGUCGUUGGCGGAGCAGUCGAGCUGUACAAUCGGCAUCAUCAACAAAUACUUCACUGAAGGCUCGUUACCUGAGAACGAUGCCACAGUGUGCGAGAUAGACGAUAGCGUCGUCCUAUUCCCCAACCCGAACGUGACGCAAGCCAGCGUGAGGCGGAGUAUCCUGGACGCUACCUACAAGGCUGGCUAGAGGGACGUGUAGAGUACUAGAUGAACUCUGUCUCUUCGUGGACCUUGGGCUGAACGUCGGACAUUACUGAUCUCAUCACGGUGACGGGCAUAUCAAUAGGAUUCUUCAUCAUGGUGUUGAAGGCGAUGGGUCCUAGUUUACACUCGUGAUGAUCAGUGGACCUCGACCAUCGAAGGCACGGGAUCGCUUGCUUCGUGCGCUCAUGUCGAAAUUCAACCUCACUGAUUAC
Molecule: messenger RNA, 2268 nt
Organism: Schizophyllum commune H4-8
Lineage: Eukaryota; Fungi; Basidiomycota; Agaricomycetes; Agaricales; Schizophyllaceae
Product: alpha/beta-hydrolase
Exons: 9
Coding region: 333-2039 (568 amino acids)
Source: RefSeq, a predicted model, not a curated record